This is a messenger RNA of Oncorhynchus nerka (sockeye salmon), 2837 nucleotides long. Its product is annotated as gastrula zinc finger protein XlCGF49.1-like. Gene Ontology annotation, cellular component: chromatin; transcription regulator complex; PcG protein complex. The record is from RefSeq and is a predicted model, not a curated record. The transcript has 5 exons. NCBI's taxonomy places the organism in Eukaryota, Metazoa, Chordata, Actinopteri, Salmoniformes, Salmonidae. Gene Ontology annotation, biological process: regulation of transcription by RNA polymerase II. Bases 708 to 1430 code for a protein of 240 amino acids. Gene Ontology annotation, molecular function: DNA-binding transcription factor activity, RNA polymerase II-specific; RNA polymerase II cis-regulatory region sequence-specific DNA binding.
AAUUAUUAUUUUUCAGUAUUUGGCAUAGACUAUUACAAGAUAGAAUAUAGCUGUAAGCAGCCAUGGUGGUGCUCAAGCCUUAUUGCACCACAGCGCCAACUUCAGUACACCAGACCAUGCCUGCCAAUUAUCACAACUCAACAUCCAGCAGACCAGACCAUGCCUGCCAUAACAUCACAACAUCCACCUGACCAUGUGGUAUGCUUCUGGUGGAUUUGGGACCAUUUUUAGUGACGUCGACUACUUCUCUAAGUAGAAGUGCUGUGAAGUGUAGAGGUCUUCUCAUGUAAAUGCUAAAUAAAUCCGUAUCCACACAGGAGAGAGGGGUCCGUCACAUUUUAAAAGUUGUAUGUAUUAUUAUCAUAGUAAGAGAGAGGUGAGCAUGUGCCACACAUCUAAUGAGGGGCUGAAUCAAACAUAUGUCUAGCAAUGGGAAAUAUCACUUAAAUGUAUUAUGUUUAGAUGACAAAAUGUUGGAAUCGAUAUACAGUGGGGCAAAGUAUUUAGUCAGCCACCAAUUGUGCAAGUUCUCCCACUUAAAAAGAUGAGGCCUGUAAUGUUCAUCAUAGGUACACUUCAACUAUGACAAAAUGAGAAGGAAAAAAAUCCAGAAAAUCACAUUGUAGGAUUUUUAAUGAAUUUAUUUGCAAAUUAUGGUGGAAAAUAAGUAUUUGGUCACCUACAAACAAGCAAGAUUUCUGGCUUAGAUGACAAAAUGUUGGAAUCGAUAUAUAUGGAUGCUCUUGAUCGACUUUAUCGGUACCUCUAACUCAUCCCUAGGAGAGAGGGUGAGCCACGUCUGUCAUCAGUGUGGGAAGACUUUCACCAGUCUGGGAGGGCUGAAGAAACACCAGAUGACCCACACAGGAGAGAAGCCGUUCCAGUGUUCUGAGUGUGGGAAAGGUUUCACUGCGCAGGGUAACCUCAAGAUCCACCAGCUCAUCCACACAGGGGAGAAACCGUACCAGUGCUCCCAGUGUCAGAAAAGCUUCUCCCGGCUGGCCCACUAUAAAGACCACCAGCAGACUCACCGGGAGGAGAAACCGUACCACUGCAAUGACUGUGGGAAAAGCUUCUCCUACUUCAAGUCGCUCAAGUGCCACCAGAUGAUCCACAAAGGGGAGAACCUCCACCACUGCUCCGUAUGUGGUAAAGGGUUCGCCAUCCGCGGCAACCUGAAGACCCAUCUGCAGACACACACCAAGGAGAAACCACACCAAUGCUCAGAGUGCGGGAAACGGUUCUCCCGAGCCCACGACCUGAAGAAACACAAGCUGCUCCACACGGGGCAGAAGACCUACCACAUUUGCCAGUGUGGCAAGAGCUUCACGGAGCUGGGAACCUGCGGACCCACCAGAGAACCCACACCGGAGAGAAACCAUUCUGCUGUUCCUUCUGCGGCCGAACCUUCUUGCGUGCUGGAGACCUGAAGAGCCACCAGCGGACACACACCGGAGAGAAACCUUUCAUCUGCGCCAUAUGUGGGACCAGUUUCGCCCAAUCUGGCAACCUAAAAGUGCAUCAGAUCACACACACUAAAGAGAGGCCGUACCCUUGUACUGUCUGUGAUAAGGGGUUCACCACACCGGGGAGUCUGAAGCUACACAUGAGGACACACACCGGGGAGCGGCCUUUCCUGUGUAGCGCAUGUGGGAAAGGGUUCACGGCGUCAGGGCAGCUGAAGAGGCACCAAGAGUGUCACAUGAGAGACACUGUCCAAUCAUCUCCUAGUGAAGACACGGCGGUGGCUUCAAAAUAAUAGUCCUCUCUAAGCGGACUACAAAAUAAGAGUACUGGAAACGUGCCAAUGUGUGUCUGAACUGUGAUCAUGAUGGGAGGUUUUAUUGCUUCAUGAUGUCCCUAAUGGGACACCAUUCACUAUGGGCUCUGGUCAAACAAGACACCAUUCACUGUGGGCUCUGGUCAAACAAGACACCAUUCACUGUGGGCUCUGGUCAAAUGGGACACCAUUCACUGUGGGCUCUGGUCAAAUGGGACACCAUUCACUCUGGGCUCUGGUCAAAUGGGACACCAUUCACUCUGGGCUCUGGUCAAAUGGGACACCAUUCACUCUGGGCUCUGGUCAAAUGAGACACCACUCACUAUGGGCUCUGGUCAAAUGAGACACCAUUCACUAUGGGCUCUGGUCAAAUGGGACACCAUUCACUAUGGGCUCUGGUCAAAUGGGACACCAUUCACUCUGGGCUCUGGUCAAAUGAGACGCCAUUCACUAUGGGCUCUGGUCAAAUGGGACACCAUUCACUCUGGACUCUGGUCAAAUGGGACACCAUUCACUCUGGGCUCUGGUCAAAUGGGACACCAUUCAGGACCUACACUAGUCCUCCCUUUUGCAGAACGUCAGUUGUUUACUCUGUGAGCUCAAAUAUGAGCUUUUUAAAGUGUCAGAAUGUGAUGUUUGACAAGAAAUUGUUAAUCUGAGUCCUGAAUGACACCCAAUUUAGUGCACUACGUUUGACCAGGGCUUAUAGGGUUCUGGCUAAAAGUAGUGCACUAUAUAAUAGGGAAUAGGGUGCCAUUUGGGACCCUGAUCUGAAUGGUAAAAUGUCAUCCAUCCAUUUAGAAUGUGCACAAUCUGAUAUUGAUCAUAUAACAUGAUUCCCAAAUGGCAUCCUAUUCCCUAUAUAGUGCUCUAAUGUUGAUCAGAGCCUAUAGUAGUGCACUAUAUAAGGAAUAGGGUGCCAUUAGGGACACAAAACAGUGUAUAGUAUACUACAGUACUAAUGAACACAGUCUCUGGUAAACACAGUUUACUGAUUUUGUAUUUUUUAUUAUCUGAGUAUUGAUCUGAUUUUAAUAAAUAAACUAUUCUACUAAUG